Messenger RNA from Anolis sagrei ordinatus, 1864 nucleotides. It is a transcript of the gene NUDCD2, whose product is annotated as NudC domain containing 2. Lineage: Eukaryota; Metazoa; Chordata; Lepidosauria; Squamata; Anolidae. Gene Ontology annotation, biological process: protein folding. The record is from RefSeq and is a predicted model, not a curated record. Gene Ontology annotation, cellular component: cytoplasm.
CGCAUGCGUGCUUCCUCCCCGACAGAGCGGGCCUGGCGUGGCGGGCGAGGGGCGGAUGUCGGCGCCGUUCGAGGAGCGGAGCGGGCUGGUCCCGUGCGCCACUCCCUGGGGCCGCUGGUACCAGACCAUGGAGGAGGUCUUCGUGGAGGUGGACGUGCCGCCGGGGACCCGCGCCAAGGCGGUUCAGUGCAGCCUCCAGAGCCGCAGCCUCUCGCUGGUCGUGGCCGGGAAGGAGGUGCUCAAGGGUAAACUCUUUGAUUCUACAAUAGCGGAUGAAGCAACAUGGACACUAGAGGACCAGAAACUAAUACGGAUCAUCUUAACAAAAACUAACCGUGAUGCUGGAAAUUGUUGGCGUUCUUUGCUAGAGAAUGAAUAUGCUGCUGAUCCUUGGGUCCAGGACCAAAUGCAGAGGAAACUUACUCUGGAGAGGUUCCAGAGAGAGAACCCUGGGUUUGACUUCAGUGGAGCUGAAAUUUCAGGGAACUAUAGCAAAGGAGGGCCAGACUUCUCCAGCUUUGAAAGAUAACUUGAUGCCUUUGACUGUAUUCCUAGAACUAAAACAAACAGAGGCUGCAAAGAAAUAUAUUGUGCUGAACAAGAAUUCAUCUGUGAGACUAACAUUGGGCAUGGAUUUUUUGUUAUUCUCAACAGCUUUAAAUCACAACAUGAGAAAGGCAUUUAUUUAACAUGUGCUUGCACAGUAAUGAAAAAUAAACACUGACGUAUAUAUAUACAAAUCAGUGCUAUUUGUAUAAUAAAUGUUUACCAAGAUGAAGGACACAUUUUCAACUGAAGUAAUAAAACAAUCUGGUAAGAAUUUAAUUGCUUUUUGAUAAGCCAGCAAGAAGUUCUUUUAGAAGAAUCACAAAGAACUACAUCCCUUGAAAAGGAGGGUACUAUUUCCUAAACACUUCUGAGUUUCAUGUGUGGCAAGUAAUUAAACCGAAUUUUGAAGGGACAACAGUGUUUCUCUGCAGAUGUACUUAACUGUGGCAUAAAGGCACAUUCUUUUAAAAGGCUACAUAGUUUUUUUAAAAAAAUGAUUUGCCAUCCUAUUCAAACUCACUUUUAUUCACGAGAAAGGACUCUUACAGAUGCCAUGAUGCUAAGUUUAACUGGCAUGAUAAUUUUGUGCCAUGUCACACUGUGAGCAUCAUGGAUUUUUUAAAAAAACCAACAGGUUGGGCAUAAUGGUGUUCAUCUAGACCGUUCUAGGGAAAGGCCAGGUGUUUUUGAACUACAUGUACCAUAACUCUCAAGCAUUAGCAGUUAUUCUUAGCACCGAUGAGCGUUACUGUCUGAAAUCAACUGAAAGCGUGUGGAGUUUCAAAAACAGCCAUGUUUUUUCUUAAUGCGUUUGUUUGUGAAAUAUUGGUCUAAAUCAAGCCAUCUUGAGUAUGUGGAACUUGGUCUGCUUUAUUCUAAUUACAGUGACUCUCAACAUUUGUGGGCUUCAUUUUUGCAGAAUUGAUUAUUUCAUUUUUUGGUCAGCAUCCAGCAGAAGUUGGCCAUAGUGUUGCAUUGAAGGACUUAAUGAUUCCCAAAGAGGUGUUCUUUCAGGUAGAAAAUGGUAUUUUAUUAAUUUUUGGAUUUUUCACUUUUGAUGUGAAUGAGGAGGACUGGCUGUACUUGAAUUCAUUGGUACUAGGAGGCCGGUAAAAUUAAUCAUUUGGUUCUUUAAAAAGGAAAAAAAACUCUUUAUAUAAACAUAAGUAUGAAAUAUUUCCUAGGCAGUUAGGAAAUGUUUGAUUGUAACUUAAUUAUAACAAAUUGUAGGUACAAACAUGUUUUUUAACUCAAAUUUCAGUUGUACAGUAUUUGUAAAUACACACAAUUAACUGAAUAAAUUUCAAUUAUAGUU